Peronospora farinosa is the source of this 2106-nucleotide messenger RNA. The record is from the annotation of a GenBank genome assembly. NCBI's taxonomy places the organism in Eukaryota, Oomycota, Peronosporomycetes, Peronosporales, Peronosporaceae.
AUGACGGACACGUAUGUGGUCAUAGGUUCAGUACUCGCUGUGCUGGCCACUACCGUGUUAUUACUACGUGAGUCCAAGCCCAAAGAGGACAAAUUAGCUCAAGAAAUGCUUCGUAUUGGUCAACAAAUGAAGAUGUACAAGGAGGCGACUGAACCCGUCGGUCUUGUCACGAAAACGCGACAUCGCAGCGUCGAUGAGAGCCCUGAGUUUCCAGGAGGACGUGUAGUUAUUCUCUUUGGUUCACAGACUGGAACAGCUGAAGGUUUUGCUGAAGUUUUGAAAAAAGAAGGACGUAAAGCUGGUUUCCAGACGCAUGCGAUUGAUUUAGAAGAUUAUAAUGCUGUCGAGAAGCUCAGGAACGAGAAGCUUGUGAUUUUUGUCAUGGCUACAUAUGGAGAAGGUGAUCCAACGGAUAAUGCAGUGGAUUUUAUCAAGUUUCUAAAGGAUAAAGAAAACGUUUUGGGAGAUGAGGCAUUUCAACAGGUAGGCUAUACGGUCUUUGGACUGGGGAAUACGCAGUAUGAACAUUACAAUGAGAUGGGAAGAAUUGUCGACAAUUUGAUGGAAAAACAUGGUGCUCAUCGAGUGUUUCAUUAUGGAGAAGGAGAUGAUGACGCGAGUUUAGAUGAAGAUUUUGAUGACUGGAAAGAGCCACUGUGGAAAGCUUUGAGGAAGCAGUUUAUUGCUACUGAAGAGAUUGAGAAUAAUAGUGAGAUAGUAAAGGAGAUACAAGAACAGACGUUAUCGGCUCCAGAGUACGAGUAUCAGGUGGUGGAGAUACGUGCGUCCGAGGCGAAAAGACUGGCAAAUAAAACCAAAGAGGUCAAGAUGAAGGCAUCGACCAAACACUUUUUUACAGCUAAGGACGCUAAAGUCGUGGUAAAUCGAGAACUGCGUCUGUCGACUGAAGGAGGUUCGACGGUGCAUGUGGAGCUGGAUCUGCGUGGAAUAGGAGUGACGUAUCAGACGGCUGAUAAUCUAGCAGUACUACCCGAGAAUGAAACGAGUGUGGUGGAACGUCUGGCCACACGGAUGGACUGCGACUUGGAGCAGUGGGUGUCGCUUAAGCCUGUGGAUGAGGAUCUGCACUGCGAGUUUCCGUUCCCGUCACCGUGCACUAUUGGCGAGAUAUUGAGUCGCUACCUGGCUAUUAACAGCGCACCGCGCAAGGGCCCGCUAAAGCAGCUGGCGUUCUUUGCGUCGGACUUGGUGGAACGAGCUCAUUUGAUGCGGUUGUCAUCGAAAGAGGGCAAGGAGGAAUAUCAGAAGUGGAUUUUGGAAGACAAGCGCUCUUUUGUCGACGUCCUGGUGCACUUUCGUUCGGUGAAGGUAUCCGUGCAGACUCUGCUCCAUAUUGUACCGUUCUUACUGCCGCGGUACUACACCAUCUCGUCUUCUAGUCUUGUUAACCCGCAGCGCGUGCAUGCUACUGUGAGCCUCAUUGAAAGCAAGCAGAAUGACGGUCGUGUCUUCCGGGGCGUGUGCUCGAACUAUUUGAACAGACUGCAGCCUCUCGUGGCGCACAUGGAUGACAAGAAAAAGCGCGACAGCCGUCCAGGUGAUCAGGGUUUUAAGAAGCCGCGCGAGUGGCCCACCGCUCGCAUCUUCAUCCGUGCUUCAACCUUCCGCCUGCCCAAGAAUCCGCUCACGCCUAUCAUUCUUAUCGGUCCGGGCACGGGUAUUGCUCCCAUGCGAGCCUUCCUGCAAGAGCGAGCUAGACAGCAAGAAGAUGGUGUGACUGUGGGCAAGUCCAUUAUGUACUUUGGUUGCCGACGCCGCGAUGAGGAUUUUAUUUACAAGGACGAGUUAGAUGGAUUCCAGGAAAGUGGCGUGCUCAGUGAGCUGCACUUGGCGUUCUCGCGCGAGCAGGAAGAGAAGUUGUACGUGCAACACUUGCUAGUGCAGAAUGGCCAGGCGACCUGGGAGCUUAUUUGCGAUAAUAACGCACACAUCUAUGUGUGUGGCGCCACUAGCAUGGGCAACGAUGUCAACAAGGUGCUGCACGAGAUCAUUGAGAAGUUUGGCGGCCAGUCCAAGGACGAAGCGCAGGCGACGCUCAAAAAGCUCCAGGAUGACCAACGUUAUAUCCAGGAACUCUGGGCAUAG